CUUCUCUCAUCUUAAUAAAAAUGGUAGGAUUAGCCACCGUUACAUUAAUUUUGGGUCUUUUUGCCUUUGCCAAUGGAGAAUUUGAUCCUAAUGAAGUUAAAGAAGAAGAAAUGUACAAUUGCUUCUUUGCAAUUCUUUGUGGUGAAUGGGAUGCCUACCCAUUUAAAAGAAUAGUUGAUAGAGCUGGUCCACAGAUGAAAGCAGAAGGUUUCCGAUGGCUGAAAGAAAUUUCAGAUAUUGAUGCUGCUGAUACUAAAUAUUUCUGGGACCAUUAUCCAGAGUUCAAAUGCCACUUUUCUGACGAAGUGAAGAGACAAUAUUUCUUCGAAUGGCUAAAAAGACUUGGUGAAUACUGGGCUACUGCCUGUGCAGAGCAAGACUCUGAAGAAUGCAUAAAAAUGGGAGAGGCGGCUGAAGAAUAUGAAAAAGUCAAUACAGAAUACACCUUAAAUGGUGUCUGUCAGUCUGAAGGUGUUGAAACGAUGGAAGGUAUGGGCGAAGAAGGAGCGUCGCAAAUGAAAGACAAAAUGCAACCACCCGGGCAAAUGCCAGGCAUGGGAUAAUGUUCAAAUGUAUUGAUGCGACCGUGUAUAAGUGAAUUUUCUUUGGAAAAGAUAUGUCUGUGAAUAAAGUUUCAUUAUUUCACUGAC
Stegodyphus dumicola is the source of this 650-nucleotide messenger RNA. RefSeq lists its product as uncharacterized. The record is from RefSeq and is a predicted model, not a curated record. NCBI's taxonomy places the organism in Eukaryota, Metazoa, Arthropoda, Arachnida, Araneae, Eresidae.